AUGUUAGCAGAAGUUGAUAAAUAUGGGAACACCAUACUUCAUUUAGCAUCAAGUUUGGGAGUUCCAUCAAGUUUGGAACUUCCAUCUACUCACUCUUCAGUUGUGCCAGUGAAAGAGUCUAAUACUGAUAUAGCACCAUUAUUUACAGUACCUGGAGGUUUCGAUCAGAAUUCUGGUAUACCUGUUCUCGACAAAGACAACACCUUCUACAAGUUCAUAGUGGUCGUCUAUUCAGCAAUAUUGUUUUCCUUCAUAAGUUUGGCAGCUCUGUUAUCACUCCAACGUUCUACUUUCUACGCUGAAGAAUUCUAUAUUUCUGUGCCUUUAAAAGCUAGUGCUGCUUCUAUUUGUUUGAUGUUGGCUGCAGUUUUCGCUACCACUGCUUCUGCACUAGCAUUAGUUCUUGAAAGUAAGAGGCCUAGCUCCAAUCAAGAAAAAACCAUUUUACUUCAACUAAAAGAACAAUUAUCCACCACUUCUCCCUUCUUCCUUAACCGCUGGACUUCAUCAUCAGACCACUGCACUUGGCCGGAGAUCAGCUGCACACAUGAUAAUUCAGUCAGAGCCAUUCGUCUCGUUAAUCUCAGCAUUUCCAAACCAAUCCCACCAUUUAUUUGUGACCUCAAAAACGUCACCUUUCUUGAUGUUAACAACAACCUCAUCCCUGGUCCUUUCCCUACCCUUCUUUACUACUGUUCCAAUCUUGAAUACUUAGACCUUUCUUUUAACUUCAUGAACAGCAGCCUUCCUAAUGACAUCAACCGGCUUUCGCCUAAGCUUCACAAUGGAGGUCUAAAACAGCUCAAAGAACUUCAGUUUGCUUCAAAUGCUUUCCAUGGCUCUUUCCCUGCUGAAAUUGGCGACUUGACGAAUCUUGAAUCUCUGAUUCUGAAUCUCAAUAAGUUUGCACCUCAAGAAAUACCAUCAAGUUUUACCAAGUUGAAGAAACUCAAAAAUAUCUGGAUGAGUGAAAUUAAUUUGAUAGGAGAAAUCCCAGAAAGCAUUGGCAACAUGUCAGCUUUGGAAUUUUUGGACUUAUCCAUGAAUGGAUUGAGUGGUAGCAUCCCUAACAGUUUGUUUCAGCCAAAGAAUUUGACCAUAGUUUAUCUCUACACUAAUAGAUUGUCAGGACAGAUUCCUCAGAUUAUUGAGUCCUUCAAUUUGGAGGGAAUUUACCAAUAG
Messenger RNA from Nicotiana tabacum (common tobacco), 1182 nucleotides. The record is from RefSeq and is a predicted model, not a curated record. Lineage: Eukaryota; Viridiplantae; Streptophyta; Magnoliopsida; Solanales; Solanaceae.